CAGGCCAGCCCACUACUCAACCCCGUGUUGUUUUCUUGAUUGAAGUCCAUAUUAUUUUUAGAGUCCAGCCCAACCCAACCCAACCCAAAUGGACACACCCCCAAGGGCGUAGCUUCGUUUCAGCCGAAGUGCGAAAUAUCCCAGAAGACUAAAAACCAGAAAACUUCGAUAACCUGAAAUGGCGGUUGCAGGGACCUCUCCGUCGUUGGAGAUUCUGAUCAGAGGACCAGAAGGCUAUGCUAUUUGGGACGGGCCACCUUUCCCGGAUGGUCAACCCGGUAUCAAGCUUGCUACAGUCCCCUGUACAAGUGCAAAGUUUAGUGAAGAUGGUUCGAAACUUAUGGUUGCGAAAUUAGGGUCGCUAAUUAGCGUGUAUGAUUGUAGAACCUUGAAGGAGAUUAGGGUUUUUGAAAUCCCCAAUUUGCUUGCUGGAGAAAUUUCCACCUGUGGAACUUACCUCCAGACCUUCCAGAAAUGCAUGUCCCCGCAGGACAAAAACGUGGUCUUAUGGAGGGUGGAGAGUGGCGAAUCUGUUUACAAGUCGUUUCAGAAGAACGUAACAAAAGCUACAUGGUUUGUCAUUGUCCUUCUAAUUAGGAUUCUGCUGAUUUUGAAAUCUGUGAUCUAAGUAUUGUGGAAUGUUUUCUUGGGAUGUGUUGUUUCUCGUGGUACGGUAGGCCGUGUGUGAGAUUUAGCUCUGAUGAAAUGGUUGCUUGCCGAUUGGCAACCAAUGAGAUGCAACUUUUUGAUGGUAGAGACUUCUCAAAAGGAAUCGUGCACCGGAUUCGAGUUCCUGGCAUAGCUGCACUAGAGCUUUCUAAGAGUCCCGGAUCUUUUGUGGCUGCAUUUGUUCCUGAAUCUAAGGUUUU
Messenger RNA from Cuscuta campestris, 869 nucleotides. Lineage: Eukaryota; Viridiplantae; Streptophyta; Magnoliopsida; Solanales; Convolvulaceae. The record is from the annotation of a GenBank genome assembly.